ACUGCAGUGAACACUUGCUCAAUCCACUUUUGCCUACUGAGAUAGAGAAGACAUCAGCUCCAACAUGCCUUCAGUGGGGAUGGAGAUACUUGGAGUGACUCUGGGUUUCCUGGGAUGGAUUUUGGCCACUGUAUCCUGCGCUUUGCCUGCGUGGAAAGUGUCAGCUUACAUUGGGGCGAACAUUGUCACAGCCCAUAUGACCUGGGAAGGUAUCUGGAUGGAUUGCGUUGCCCAAACCACAGGUCAUGUACAGUGUAAAUUCCACGACUCCAUGUUGGCUCUAAGCAGAGAUGUUCAGGCCGCCCGCGCCCUCACUGUCACUACCAUUGUGUUUUCCAUUGUGGGAAUCCUGGUGGCCAUGAUGGGGGCAAAAUGUACCAACUGCUUGGAAGAAGAGUCGGCCAAGGCUCGGGUGAUGCAAGCUGCCGGGGUGGCCUUCAUCCUGGCUUCUCUGACCGAGCUGAUCCCUGUGUCGUGGUGCGCCAAUAGGAUCAUCGUGGAUUUCUACGAUCCAAACGUACAUACUCCAUGGAAGAGGGAGAUAGGUGCAGCUCUGUACCUGGGCUGGGCUGCAGCUGCAUUUCUUCUCAUUGGAGGGGGUAUCCUCUGCUCCAGUUGCCCUCCGCAACCUGAGAGAAGGUAUGGGCCUCCAUCAAAAAUGAUAUACUCCCAAAGCAGGUCGCCCCAAGCAGUGGCCCCAAGUGGUUAUGAUAGGAGAGACUAUGUCUGAACGUGCACCUGCCCUUUUCUUACACCUUUGCCAUUAUGGAAAAAAACUGCUUAAAGAGAACUAGUGAGGAGAGUAACGACUUCUGUCUUCGUGUUGAGAUGGGGAAAACUCCUAUAUUCAUGCCACCAUAUAAUGUACUGUAUGCUCUUUUGAACAGAGCCUACAUCAAACAAAAAAAAAAGCUUUGUGUGUAACUUUGAGGCUGUUGGAAGCACUCACGCUAACAAUAUAUUGAUGAUGUGAUUAGUCCUGUAGUUUAUACUCUGUAUUGUCUGUGUAUGUGUUUUAUAAAGAACCUUCAGUUUUGAUUAAGUCUAGGAAGCCUGUCAUGAAGCAUAAUGCAGAUAUUUUUUAUCUAUCUAUCUAUAUGUUUUAUAAAUCAGUUAAUCAUCGAAUGUUUUCAUGUCUGACACGUUACGUUUUUGAUUAAAGGUCCUGUUUUUUUACUUCUGUUGUCUUGAUCAUUAAAAAUUUUGACACUGUU
This is a messenger RNA of Micropterus salmoides (largemouth bass), 1214 nucleotides long. Its product is annotated as claudin-3-like. Gene Ontology annotation, molecular function: structural molecule activity. The record is from RefSeq and is a predicted model, not a curated record. The transcript has a single exon. Gene Ontology annotation, cellular component: plasma membrane; bicellular tight junction. Gene Ontology annotation, biological process: cell adhesion; bicellular tight junction assembly. The coding region runs from base 65 to 730 and encodes 221 amino acids. Lineage: Eukaryota; Metazoa; Chordata; Actinopteri; Centrarchiformes; Centrarchidae.